AUGGCCGAAGUCGUUGCCAUAAUCGGCCUGGUGGCCGCCAUCGCGCAAUUCAUCGAACACGGCAGCAAACUCAUCGUCCGACUCAACGAAUUCUCGGCCAUAAACAACGAUCAACCCAAUGUCUUCAGCACGCUCAAAAUCCGACUCACGGCCAUAAUAUCCGUCAUCAAGCGGAUUCAAACCCAAAUUCAAACUCGGGCUUACUCAAUAUCCGAACCAGAACAGGAACAAAUGCUACCGAUCAUAGAGAACACCAUCGCACAUAUUGCACAGUUAAUCAACAUGUUUGAUAAGAUUGUGCCACCACAUGAUAAAAGUCGAAUGUGGCAGAAGUAUGUUCGGGCGUGGAAGAGUUUGGCGACGGAUAAAGCGGUGCAGAGGGUGAGUGGGAGGAUUCAGGAUAAUAUUCAGAUUCUUUCAUUGUUUCAGACGACGAGUUUGGUGGAGUCGAGUCAGAAGUUGAUCUAUGGGUAUGGACGUGGAAAUGGGGAUAUAUCGGCUCAAGUUGAAGUUGCUGGAUUGUCCGCGACGACUGGUGCUCAAAGUAUGGCUGCUGUUGUUGUGUCGGAGAGACAGUCAUACGGCACAGCGACGGCGGUUGAGACUGUGGUUUCGAUUUCCAGUCUGGAGACGGAGACUCAAGUUCAGACCAACACAGCUGAGCAUCAGACCUUGCUCGAUACAAACAGCGGCAGCAGCAGGAGCAGCAACAGUACCAAUUCUGAGCCUUACACCCCCAAUACGAUGAAAGCAACAUCCACCAACAAAGACAUUCCCAUCUGCCGCAGCUUAUGCAGCUGCAUCUGCCAUCGCCCAUACCUUCUCUCCACGCCCGCCAUGCUCAGCCGAAUCUUCGGACGGCUAUCAAUCGAUAUGCCAGGAAACGGACUUCCCAUGAUCCGAUGCACCGAGCGACAAUGCCAACGACGACGAGACAUCAGUGGAAACAUGACAUACCAACUACCAGGAUGGAUGUUGGAUCGAAUGGUCCGAAUCAGCGUGAAGAAAACAGCACUCAACACGCACAUCAAUCUCAACACGAUGAGAAUCUUGCCGGAUUCAGCCGAGAUUUUCUCGGUUGUGUCACGAGGAGAUUUGAAUAGACUUCGCAACAUGUUUGCGACGCAGCAGGCUUCUAUCUAUGACAUUUCCAGUGGCGGAUGGACAUUGGUCCAUACAUCUUUCACGCUAAAUCGGAGAGAUGUCACACAGUUUCUGAUCGAUCAAGGUGCGGAUCUGACGAUUGGAGCUGCUAAUGGCAGUAAUGUCAUGGAGCGGGCGUGGACGCAGGCGCAGAAAUCUAAUGGACCGCCGGGCCAGUUCGUCGUCAGUGACAGCCAGAUCCUGAGAGAAAUCGAUCUGGACGACUUCGUGUCGCAACAGCAGUAUAACCUCGUGCAUAAAGCUGUAUUAGGAAUCACGAAGCUGGAUCUGGGGGUACUGCUUGAUUCGUCGACGGCCGAUAUUGAUGGCGUUGAUUCACGACAUUAUACGCCGCUUUGGUGGGCGUGUGUUCAGGGGAAUUUGGAUGCGAUCAAGACGUUGCUGGACCAUGGCGCAUCGCAUGCCGUUGGUAGUCGAAUCAACCAAUUGCCUCUGCAUAUAGCACGCAACGCUGCCGUUGUGCAUUUGCUGCAUCAGGGUGGUGCUGAGAUUGAUGCUGUCGACACUUCAGGACGCACUGCCUUGCAUUGCUACUGCUAUCGGCAAGUCGGAUCGAGUGACGAAAUCGUGCGAGCGAUCCUGGAGUGUGGCGCAAAUGUGAAUGCCCGCGCCUAUGGCCAGCAGACUCCUCUUCACUAUGCAGUCAUGUUCGACAAUGAUGCCUUGGUUGAUCCGCUGAUCGAGUUCGGUGCUGACAUUGCUGCCACGAUGCGUGGUGGCUGGACUCCCCUGCUGGCGGCCAUUAGAUACGACCAGGCCUCUUGUGUGGCCAAGUUGUUGGAGCAUGGUGCCGAUCUGACAUGUAAGGAUGGUCUCGGUCAGGGGCUUCUGCAUCUGGCUGCACAGCAUGCUGGUGUUCAGUGUAUGAAUGUUUUGGCGGAUGCAGCAACUGUUUUCACGGUCGACGUGAGUGGCGAUGUCAAGGAUGACCUGGAUCGGACCGCUCAGAUGUACUAUGACAUGAGGGAAGGGAGGACGGAGAAUUUGGACAUGGCGUUUCGACAUCUUAUGACGGCGUGGCGGCGGGGUCAGGGGCCUGACCAUGGUAAUGAGAAAGAGGACGAUGAUAUGAGAUAUGAGUGUGACUGUGACGAUGAGAAGAACAGAAGUGAAUUGCAAGAGACGAUCUUGGUUGGAGCUUACACUAUGCCAGGGUCUUUUAUUGUCAAUACAACUUGGUCAUGA
Messenger RNA from Exophiala mesophila, 2349 nucleotides. RefSeq lists its product as uncharacterized. NCBI's taxonomy places the organism in Eukaryota, Fungi, Ascomycota, Eurotiomycetes, Chaetothyriales, Herpotrichiellaceae. The transcript has a single exon. Gene Ontology annotation, molecular function: protein binding. The record is from RefSeq and is a predicted model, not a curated record. The coding region runs from base 1 to 2349 and encodes 782 amino acids.